AUGGAGUCUGACGGUUACGUUUACACUAGAUUUGCGCCUGAAACCUCUUCCUGUGAGGUUAUCCCCGCAACACCAUUGUUAUCUAAAUCAGUCCUGUUGACCCAGAGAAUCGCGCUUGUUCUCACCGCUAUCGUGGUGGUAGGAUUCCCUGUUGUUACGGCAUCGGAUAGCUGGCUGGAACUUAAUACCACAUCGAUCGGGCUAUGGCGUCAAUGCAUAUAUAAUAUCACCACGGGCGACAGUAGGUGUUAUAUGUUAGUUGAAUAUUCACUACCAGUGUAUGUGAUUGCAUGUCAAGUGCUCAUGAUAGCCGCGUCAGUCUUGUCAGGAAUAGCUAUUAUAACUGCCUCUAUAGGUCACUGUAAACAGUAUGGUAAAUGCGUGCGAACUGCUGGCUUUCUUCUCGUGUGUUCAGGUAUUUUUGUUGCAGUUUCUCUAAUUGUGUUUCCCAUUCUAACGAAACUCCGAUAUCGAGGUGAGGUUUUUCGCACUGGGUGGGGCAUCGCUGUUGGUAUCAUCGUGUGCUGGGGGUUUUCCUUCACGGCUUCGGUCCUCUUUCUCCUGGCGUGGAGGAGUAAUAAUCGAGACACAGAAAUGAGUAAUAUAUCUACUGAGCAACUAGACUGA
Messenger RNA from Saccoglossus kowalevskii, 627 nucleotides. RefSeq names its product claudin-11-like. The record is from RefSeq and is a predicted model, not a curated record. Lineage: Eukaryota; Metazoa; Hemichordata; Enteropneusta; Harrimaniidae.